UUUUUACCCGAGUCCAGACUCGGUUCUGUUUUUCCAUUCCUCCCACAGGUUUCAAUUCAAAGCCUCCAUUCCUCCCUUAAAACCUCCUCUCGUCCUCCUCCUCCCAUUCGCCUCGCCUCGCCUCGCCAGGUUGCCCCCACCCGCAUCCCGCCGUUCCAGCCCCCUUGCUGCCGCCGCUCCCAUGGCCCAGCCACCGCCUUCCCCCUCCCGGCUUGCCCUCCUGACCUUCCUGUGCCUUUUCCUGCCAGCCCUCGCGCUCGCGGCGCGCGCGGCGCCCGCCGCCGACAAAACGAUACACGAGCUCCUGCGGUCGCAGGGCCUCCCCGGCGGGCUGCUCCCGCGCGGCGUGGUGUCCUACACCCUGCAGGCGAACGGGCUGCUCGAGGCGCGGCUGUCGUCGUCUUGCUACGCCAAGUACGACAGCGGCGACCUGGCCUUCUUCGACACCGUGGUGCGGGGGAACCUCAGCUACGGCGCGCUCCGGGGAUGCGAGGGGCUGGCGCAGGAGGAGCUCUUCGUGUGGCUCCCCGUGAAGGGCAUCCUCAUCGCCGAACCGGACAGCGGCGUCAUCACGUUCGACAUCGGCUACGCGAAAAAGAAGCUCUCCAAGUCGCUCUUCGAGGAGCCGCCGGAGUGCAAGCCGUCGGUCUCCACCGAGCUGGGCGCCGUCGAAGCCGCCCGCUGGAGGGAUAGGCCAGGUGUUCCUGGCCUGAGGAUGAGAGAGGCACAAAGAGGAGGUCACCAGGACCAGAGGUGAGGAGGAGAGAGAAUGCAAUGAGAGAGUGAGUGUGACCGAGGGAGAGACAGAGACCCAAGCAGACAAUGCCGAGCCAGUUUUCCCCUAGUGUAAAAUCAGAUCCUGUGUUGUGCUGAUGAACGAGAAUAGUGCUGCAGCAACUGCUGCUGAGUGCAUAGGUUUGAUACUAGUAUCUACUUAGGGGAGAUGUGGGUACUUUGCACUUCUUUUUUGUUUGGUUUCUCUUCUCUGUUCUCUUUUUUUCCACCUCCUUUCUCUAGUCCAUGCAUUCGGCUGUGUGAUAUUAAGUUUGUCAGUGAUGUGUUGGAAGCAAGAAAAGAACAAGGGAAAAGGCUGGCCGGGAGAGCCAAUUGGAGGGCUGUUGUUGUGCAUGAGAGAGAUACUCCUUGCAGGGAAGUUUCUUUGGCUGAGCUGAGCUGGUGGUGCCAUGCAUGUGUGUGUAUGCCAGCGCCAGCUCAGCAGGUGAGUGAGCUGGGCACAGCACAUAGGCUUGCUCCCUUCCCCUCCCUGCAUGUGAUGUUGUGUUUUCUGGUGGUUGAGUGCACCCUGUGCUUCUUCUCCUCAUCCUCCUGCCUAGUGCCUAGGUGAUUACUGAUUAGUCGGGUACACAACACAAUCAUACAACACAUGCCAAUGCUAUUAUUCAACUGUGUUCAGGUCAUA
Brachypodium distachyon (stiff brome) is the source of this 1420-nucleotide messenger RNA. RefSeq lists its product as uncharacterized. The transcript is spliced from 2 exons. Lineage: Eukaryota; Viridiplantae; Streptophyta; Magnoliopsida; Poales; Poaceae. The coding region runs from base 182 to 757 and encodes 191 amino acids. The record is from RefSeq and is a predicted model, not a curated record.